AGGUCGUGUUUUUCACGUUCUUUUGCAACAUUUCUUCUGUUAGGCACCUUGAGGGUUCUGUAACUUCGGUUUCUGGUUUCAGGUGGAUGUUUCACUCCUCCAUUUAGACUCUCUCUCUCCACCAGCCGACGGUCUCCCUCUGCCGUCGAAUCCCACCGCCGAUUGGCAGCAGCGACUCGGUCUCUUCAGCCUCUCAGGUGCCUCUUUCUCUCUUGGCCGGUCGGCCGACGGGGGGGCUGGUACACUCCCUUCCCCACCGGAAUCGGCUCACCGAAGUCUCUCGUCCAGCUCGACCUCUCUUCUUACUCCCUCAACGGCUCCUUUUAGGGGUUGGUAAACUCUAACAUGCCACUACUGCUAUUUGUUUUGGUAGAGAAACAGCAAUGGAAAGAGGUGAUCCUGCUCAAGAUAACUAAAGAGAAGCAGGAAGGGGAAGAAGUGAUCUGUUCAAGAUAACUAAAGGUUUCUUCCAACUUUUUUCAGGUAGAUUUCUCGAUUUUUUCACGUCAAUGGUGCUUGUAUUUUGGUGCCUCACUUGUUCCAUGUCAACAAAAAGGAGUCUAGGUCUCUAAUCGAUGGAGGCACAUGCGAAUAACAGACAAAGGAAACAUGUUCUCCUGGCAUCGGGCUGUAGGGGUAGUAGUCAGCUAGGACAUGGUGAUUCCAUUGAUAUUAGCUUGAAAAGUGAGUUACAUGAUCUGCCCCAAUCCAUGUUAAUUGUCAUCUAUCAGGUUAGUGUUGAGGGAUGGGUGAUAGUUUGCUGGUUAUUGAUGCAUAUCAUUAUAUUUAUCACUCGUACCUCAUUGGCUAAAUACAUGUUGACAUGGAAAUUGACCAGUCAAAUUAUUAAUGAAGUGUGGCCGAGUGAUUUAUCUCAUAAUUUUAAAAUCCAUGCUUGUGACUAAGAUAUUUUGGUUUUCUGCUUUUCCAGUUUCACCUAGAGAUGAUAUAUUAUUUCUCAGGCAUUGGUUCAUCAAGUUCCUCAAGAACAAGAAUAGCGACCUCUUUAUUAUGGAAAGAGCCAUGCAAGUGAGUUGUGCUGGGCACUCUAGCGGAGGUCUCGGGCAGGCAUGGUUUGGGUUUGCAUGAUUUCUGAAAUGGGAAGACAAAACAAAAGAAAAGGAUCAGAGAUGCCAGGCUUUUCUUCUGGUCUUUCUGCAUACUCGUGUAAUUCGCCAACUUCUCCAGAUGCAUCAGGAAGGCAUAGUAGCUGACCAGGUUGUAUGCUGAUUUUGCUUUCCAUAUUAGAGUUCUCUAGCCAUACACAUAUUCUGUCAACUGGCAUUUCUAUGUGACUUGUAUUACUUGGUAACCAGUCAACCUCUAAGGCAAAAAGAAAAGAAAGUUUUGGCAAUUUUUGGGCCUUUUCUUUAUUGGGGCUCACUUUGUUCUUAUUUGUACUGAAGAAGAUGGUACGAGAGAAAAUGAUGCUUCGUAGCUGUAAUCUUCGAUGUUUGUCAAGUUUUUGUUGGACUUCUUCAUUAAUUUCAUCAGUUAGAGAGUUUUCUUCUGCAAAAGAACAUGCUGGAACAGCAGAUGAUUACUGGAAUCUUUUGAAAGAAAAUCGUUCUAAACCAAAUAUAGAGAGAUACCUGGGGAACAUUAGAAAAACUAUGGUCUCUUCUUGUGUCCAGAGAGUACUAGCUAAGUGUGGCAGUGAAGAGUCAAUGCUAGGUCUGAGGUUUUUCAUCUGGGCAGGUCAGCUGCCCAACUAUAGGCACACUCGUCUACUAUAUAGAAAUGCUUGUGAUGUUCUUGAUUUGAAUCAGCAUCCUGAAUUGUUGAUCCAGGUCUUAAACAGUUACAGGCAAGAAGGAUGUGUUGUUUCCAAUAGAACUUUUAAGGAAAUGCUUAGUCUCUGCAAGGAAGCGAAACUUGCAGAGUCGGCUUUGGCUCUGUUAAGGAUGAUGCCAGACUUCAGUUGCAGGCCAGAUACAGUUUCCUAUAAUGUGGUUGUUUCUCUGUGUAGCUGCAAAGAUAUUGAUACUAUGGAGAGUUUGGUUCAAGAGAUGAGCACACAUGGGAUUCAUCCAGAUAUGGUGACUUACAUUGCUUUGAUAAAGGGGUUAUGUAAGAGGGAACGAUGGGAUGAUGCUCGGCAUCUUCUGGCAGAUAUGGGAAACCAUGGAUGCGUACCAAAUCUUGUUGUCUAUUCAGCACUUUCUGAUGGCAUGUGUAAGGCAGGGAGGCCAGAAAUGGCUAUGGAAUUGAUUGAUGAAAUGCAGAAAGGUGGCCGUUUACCUAAUGUCGUGACAUAUACAUCCCUGAUUCAGAGCUUUUGUGAACGUGGGAGAUCAAAGGAAGCAAUUAAGGUUUUUGAUCAAAUGGUUGCCAAUGGGUGUUUCCCAAACAGAGUGACACUUAUCAUAAUGUUCAACGGUCUUCUGGCUGAAGGGCAUCUAAAGGAGUCUUUUACAUUGUCAGAAAGGUCAGUCCAGAAUGGAUAUUUGCCCUGUGACCAAUGCUACAGUUUGCUGGUGAUUGCACUUCUACGGUCAGGUAACAUGGCAGAAGCAGAAAAGCUUGUCACUGGAAUGCUUGAAAAUGACAAUAGACCAAGUGGUUUAGCAUGUAGCACUUUAAUUAGAGAGCUAUGUGCAGCAGAUAGUUCACUCGAUGCCUUUUUAUGGUACGGUAAAAUGGAUAGUCAGGGCUGCUUUCUUGAUAAUGAAGUCUACUCCGUUCUAUUGUUGGGUCUGUGUAAGCAAAAUCAUAGGGCUGAGGCUGCCAGAUUGAUUAAUGCAAUGGCCAGAAAAGGCAUCAGACUGACAGCUUCUUAUGUGCACUGUAUUACGCAAAAUCUGGACAAACAUGCGCAAAAUCCUCUGGAUGUGCAUCAUAUUGUGGAUAAGGAGGGGCAGUAAUAAAAUCUUAAGAGCAAAUUGAUGGUUUUGUUAGUUUGUCCAUAGUGGUAUUGGUUUCAGUGUAAAUGCCACAGUUGUAUAACAUGGGAAUUGUUUAGCAGCAAUGAAAUUUAUGCAUCUACUUUUCAAAAUGUAUGAUGUAUCGUACUUAAAUCUCAUAAAUAAGGUGUGAAACAAGCACCAUAUUGUUCAUAUAUGGUGAGCUGAUGGA
Messenger RNA from Nymphaea colorata (pocket water lily), 3075 nucleotides. RefSeq names its product pentatricopeptide repeat-containing protein At5g47360. The transcript is spliced from 5 exons. The coding region runs from base 1410 to 2864 and encodes 484 amino acids. Gene Ontology annotation, molecular function: protein binding. The record is from RefSeq and is a predicted model, not a curated record. Lineage: Eukaryota; Viridiplantae; Streptophyta; Magnoliopsida; Nymphaeales; Nymphaeaceae.